UCUCCGCUCGGCUCGGCUCGGCUCGGCUCGGCUCAGCGCCUCCACCCGACCAGGACGCACAGGACCGGAACAGGACCGGGAGACCAGGAGACCCGGAGCGGGACCUGCAGGAUCCGCGUUCCGGCCGCGGACUCCCGCCAUGCUGGGGACGGUGAAGAUGGAAGGACACGAAGCUCCGGACUGGAGCGGAUACUACAGCGAGGAGGUGUACUCUCCAAUGACGGGCAGUGGAAUGGGUUCUGGUCUCGGGAUGGGAUCCAUGUCUGGUUACAUGUCUAGCAGCGGGACCACAUCAGGUUCUUUCAACGUGUCGUACAGCGGUACCGGUCUGAGUCCGGCCCCAGUCGGAGGGAUGGGUGGCUCGGCACCGUCGGCCAUGUCGGGUUUGGGCGGGGGCGUGGCCUCGAUGGGUGGGGCCCUGAGCCCGUCCAGUAUGAGCUCAGUAUCGGCCCAGCAGGCCUCCAUGGGCCUGAACCCAUACGGGGGCAUGAGUCCCACCAUGAGCCCCGGCAUGGCGUACGGCGGCAGCGGGCUGAACCGAGCCCGAGACAACAAGGCGUUCAGACGGAGCUACCCGCACGCCAAACCACCCUACUCCUACAUCUCGCUCAUCACCAUGGCAAUCCAGCAGGCGCCCAGUAAGAUGCUGACACUGAGCGAGAUCUACCAAUGGAUCAUGGACCUGUUCCCGUACUACCGGCAGAACCAGCAGCGCUGGCAGAACUCCAUCCGGCACUCACUGUCCUUCAACGACUGCUUCGUGAAGGUGUCCCGCUCACCGGACAAACCAGGGAAGGGCUCGUACUGGACCCUGCACCCGGACUCUGGGAACAUGUUUGAGAACGGCUGCUACCUGCGUCGUCAGAAGAGGUUCAAGUGUGAGAAGAAGAUGACGACCAAGUCGGACGGCAGGAAGGAGCAGGGGGGCGGCGGAGCGUCUCCUGCGGCGGACGCCAUCAAAGCUCCGGGACUCCUGGACUCUUCCCUGCCGUCCUCCAGCCAGGCGUCCUCGCCACCAGGCCUGGACCUGCGGGGCAGCGUGGGGUCGGACCUGAAGGUGUCCGGCUCCCAGCUGCUGUCCUCGCUGUCGCUGCCCCCCCACUCCAUGGCCCACGAGUCCCAGCUACACAUCAAAGGUGACCCGCACUACUCCUUCAACCACCCGUUCUCCAUCAACAACCUCAUGUCGUCCUCGGAGCAGCAGCACAAACUGGACCUGAAGGCCUACGAGGCGCUGCAGUACUCCUCCUACAACGCUGGCGGGGGAUCCGGCCUCGGAGGCAGGACCAUGGAGCCGCUGGAGGCCUCCUACUACCAGGGGAUGUAUCCCAGACCGCUGCUCAACACCUCGUAGCUGCCGCUGCACCUCCUGCCUGGACAUUCUGCAUGCAGCCGUCCUGGACUUCCUGAGUGACUGUGAUGAACCGGAGACUCUGGACUGAACUCCUGCACUGUGACCGAACCGGGACGCAAACAGACACCUGAAGUCUCAGCCGGUUUACGUGGUCCCAGGUCCGUGGUCUCCUUUUACACACCGAGUCACAAACAGUCUGAAGGUAUGAAAACAUCGACGCAGGAUCCCACAGGUCACCAGGUCAGACCAGAACCGACAGCUCAGGAUCCGUACAAACCUGCUGAUUCAUGUCCUGAACCCAACUAUUGAUGUCCCUGUUAUGUCUUCAGUUUCCUGGAUAGUUUCAAUCAUUCACUUUAAAGAACCCCAGAACAACUGACCUGCUGGUUCCUGGACACCUGAGAGUCCUGGUUCUGGUUCUGAUCCUGGGUUUGAGGUUUACGUGGAAACUUGCGUCCUGUAACCUGUUUAGUAAACAUUACGUCUCUCCAAACUCCAUUCAGAUUCCGGCUCAUUUAAGAUACGCUGCAUGGGAAGGAAUAUUUGCUUUAAUCAGAGCAGCGACACCAAACGCCUUUAAAAAAAUCAGACGAUUUCAGACACGUUUCCCAGAAAAUCAACAUAAAUCAGUGAGUGCUACUGGUUAAACUGCAUGGUUUCAAUGAUUCACUGUAAAGAACAUGAGAACAAAUGACCUCCUGCGUCCUGAUUCCACCAAACUCCAUCCAGAUUCCUGCUAAUCUAAUAUCUGCUGAAUGAAUACUGAUGAGGAAUUUUUCCAAAUAUUAAACCAAAGUCCAAUCAAAUAUCAGUCGGUUUUGACACCAAUCUCAGCAUAAACCGGUCAGACGUCAAUUUCCUGGAUAGUUUCAAUGAUUCAUGUUAAAAAAGGCCAAAUGGUUCCUGGACACCUAAGAGUCCUGGUUCUGGUUCUGAUCCAGAACUUGAAUUUAACAUGAAAACUGGCGUCCUGUAACCUUUUUUUUGGUGUAUCUCUAAUUUAAUCUACAUUACUGUUCAAAAGUUUGGGGUCAAUUCCAUGUUUUCCAUAAAAACUCCCACUUUUAUCCAUGUGCUAACAUAACUGCACAAGGGUUUUCUAAUCAUCAAUGAGCCUUUCAACACCAUUAGCUAACACAAUGUAGCAUUAGAACACAGGAGUGAUGGUUGCUGGAAAUGUUCCUCUGUACCCCUAUGGAGAUAUUCCAUUAAAAAUCAGCUGUUUCCAGCUAGAAUAGUCAUUUACCACAUUAACAAUGUCUACACUGGAUUUAUCAUUCAUUUGAUGGUAUCUUCAUUGAAAAAAAAUGCUUUUCUUAUAAAAAAUAAGGACAUUUCUAAGUGACCUCAAACUUUUGAACGGUCGUGUUCAUUUGUUUAAAUCCGAGCAGCUAAUAUGAAACUCCAUCAAACUCCAUUCAAAUAUCCGUCGAUUUUAGUCACAUUUCUCAGAUAAUCGGCGAGUGUUGCUGGUUAAAACUGCAUUAAAACACCAAACAGUUCAGUUAAUCACCAGUAAAACUAUUAAACUGGCUGACUGGACGUAUCGUGUGAACAGAGAUUUGAUUUUCGUGACUCUAGAACGUGGAUCUGAUGUUCACAUGCAGAUUCAGGUUUCUGUAAAUAGGAGAAGACCUGAUCCUGGUCUCUGAAAUCCUCAUGUGAAGUUUAUUUACACGACCAGUCAAAAGUUUGGACACACCUGCAUUCCAAGGUUUUUAUUUCAUUAUUUUAUACACUGUAGAUUAAUACUGAAGACAUUAAAACUAUAAAAGAACACAGAUGGAAUUAUGUUGUAACAAUAAAGUGUUGAUCUUCAGUAUUAAUCUACAGGGUAGGAAAUAAUACAGAUAGAUAAAAAGCAUUGAAUGAGAAGGUGUGUAGAAACUGUUGACUGGAUGUUUUAAAAACUGGAUCAGACUCUAGAGAUUAAAUCUGCUGAUCUGAAGCCAUCGAUGUUCAUUUAAACCCUGAGUUCGUCCUUCAGGCAGAACCUGUUACCUUCUCAUCUGAUCUGACUUUAGGUUUCAUUUUAAUUUAAAUAAUCUGCAGUUUCACCAGAUUUUAUCUUCUUUCUUUUUUUAAAGAUGCUUCAAUGUUUGACUAAAAGUUCCUGUGGACCCUGGAAGGGCCGCGGGCCGCAUAUUGAACAUUUUGUUUAGUUAAAGGUCAGAGGUCACCGGCGGCUCGUCGUCAUGGCGAUGCUGCAGAUGUUUACACAUUAAUGUCAGGAAUUAAUUUUCCGUCGAGGGUUUAUUUCUCCCACGACCUCGCCUGCCGCCGCCCUGACCCCCAGAGGGGUCGCGACCCGCGGCCUGAGAACCCGACGCAUUAGAGGCUUUUAAUUUGAAGGGUCAGUUCACCAGAAAACAGCCCCGUUUGAUGUGUUCUGUUUGAUGAUCGAUCAGUUCAGAUCUCUGAUGGAUCAAUAAUUAUUGAUAAACAGGAAGUUCUUAAUUAAUUUCAGUAUAAAGUAAAAGUAUUUAUUAGUAAAAGAAAAAAAAGGUGCUUCCAAACACUGAAUUAUUACUGCAGUUUUAAUCUGAUCAAUCACCUGACUGAUUUAUUUGGUCAGACUAAAAGAUUCCUAAUAAAUUAAAGUUUAAUUUAAUUAAAAGAAAAAAUCUCUUCUUUUUAAAAAUAAUGAAACAAUCAGGAGUUCAUUCAUUCGUUCAGCUGCGUGGUUUCUUUACAAAAUAACAUUUAGAGUUCAAUUCUAAUAAACUAUAUUCAACCAACAAACUAAAUUAAGUUCCAUGAAUUAGAUUUUAAUCUUUAAUCAAAACUAUUUUUAAUUACAUGAUAUUUUUAAGCUGAUUAUUUAAAAAAUGAAGUCAUUACAACUAGUUUUUCUACAUUAUUUAAAGGGACUUUUAGUGUUUUAUAAACAUUAUUACGAACACGAGUUUUUAAGUUGUUCAAAAAAAUUAUGUUGCUCCAAUUAGAUUUUCUUUUCUUUUGGAUUUUUCACAUUUUUGUUCACUCUAAUAAAAAUACUGAUUAAAAUAAACCUUUAAAGUUGUUUUUUUAACAUAAUAUUCAUGAUAAUUACAGCAACUUAAUAUUUAAACUAACUUUUUUACAUCGAUUGAAUAAAAACAAAGUUCAAGUGACAGUAAAUUAAUUAAAUUGAGUUGAUAACUUUGAGUUCAGGAUUUCAAACAUUUAAAAACAUAAACUCUGGUGUUUAUACCAGUUAAAAGUAAUUUAUUAUUUACAAUAUAUUUAAUUCCAGAGGAAAGAUUAAUUCACGGAAUUUAAUAUGGUUCAUUGGUUGAACAUAAUUUCAUUAAAAGUUGUUUUAACUCAAAAAGGUUUCAUUUUUAAAUGUUAUUUUUAACACACGAUAUUUAAAUCUGAAACGCAAAAAAAGACUCAUUUAAAACUAUAAAAACACAUAAAUUCCUCUGUAGCAGAACAGUUUGAUUUAUCGUUCUGAUCCACUAGUUUGUUAAACUGAAGAAUGAAUCCUUUAUUAUUAUAAUUUUCCCAAAUGUGGAGGGAAGUUCAUUUUAGAGUUCAUGAUAUUUAAAUGUGGAACCAAAAUCAGAUCUGCACCUAAAUGUAUUGUUUCUUCCUUUGACUGUGUUCCACCUUCUUCACUCCGUUUCAUAAAAAUCAGUGCUCUAGUGUUCAUAUAAUCCUGCAGGCGGAUAAAUAAAUGCAAUAAAAACAUCAUUUCCUCUGCAGAGGCCUCAGAUUUAUCAGCUUUCUUUCAUUUUUAACGUCAUCACAUAAAGAAAAGCUGAAAAAACGAUCAGAUUCUGCAGCAGAAACAAAGUUGGAUAAAAAUCAGAAACACAAAUAGAAUAAAAAUACCUUAAGUGUUAAACUGGAGAGUCUCCUCAGAUGGUUUCAUGAAGCUCCGGACGCCUGACGAGACGAACUUCAGGAGGAAUCAGAUAAAAUGUUCUGACACGGAGCAGCUGAAAAAAACAACAACGUUCAUCAGUUCAGGUGUAAAAAUGAGAAUGAAUAUGGUUUAAAACCUGUUUUAAAAAUCUAAAAAUCAAAUCUGACAAAUCCCAAAUCUGUGUGGCAUUAAUUUAAACAUGUGGAGUAAAAAUCAGAUUUCAGGAACAUUAAAGCUGCUGAGAACAAACAAGACGUUAAAAGAUCCAGUUAAAUUAUUCAAUAAAUCUCAAAUUUACUCGUGAAAAACUCCCAAAGGUUGAGCUGCUGUGGAGAAAAACUGAACAACAUCUGGAUCGAUUUUAUUUUCACCUGAAAUACAAACAAACUGAACCAGAAAGAACCAGAAAGUGAUGCUCCUGAAGCUGGUUCGGACCCAGUAGAACCUCUUUAAUCUGGUCAAUAUGGAGGCAGGUUCUGGUUUACUGACAGUCAAACUGUACAGAGUCGGUUUAAAGGACCCUGAAGGGGCCGUGAUGCAUUUACAGACCAGGAAAAGUAAUUCAGCUCCAAAGAAUGUUCUUAGACUUUGGCUUCCAGAUUUUAGUUCUUAGACUUUAGCUACAAGGAACGUCCCUGGACUUGAGUUCCUGGACUUUGGUUCUUGGAGUCUUUUCUUGAACUUUAGUUCUUGGAUGUUGGUUUUUCAGACUACAGUUCUUGGACUUUAGCUCAAGAACGUUCUUGGGCUUUGGUUCUUGGAUUUCAGUUCCUUGACCUUGGUUCCUGCAAUUCUGCUCUAAAAACAUUAAUGAAUUUUGGUUCCAAGACUUUAGUUCUUGGACUUUUGCUCCAAAGACUGGAAAAGAAAACCUGAGUUUAUUUUUCAUCAGCGAUGGUUUGACCUUCAGAAAGAACUUCUACCAGUCAAUUUCAUGACAGAUUUUUCAAUUUAAAUUAAGAUAUAAUGAAUUCAAGUCAAGCUCAGAUCAGUGUUCUCUGUAAUACGCUGAAAAAAUUAUAGGUUCUAGCUGGAACCAAGCCUGGUUCUUCACAUUAAUCCCAUCAAGAGAAAAAUAAUGUUUCCUCAGAAGACUCUCUGGUUUCUCUAAGAACCAAAAGCAACAACCACAAUAAUCUUUACUGAGGGAAACGUUCUUCACCUGCUUUAAAUGGUUCUUUAAAAGGUUUCUCAGUUUUACUGUAGUUCUUGGGUUUGUUCAGAGGUAAGAGCUGGAAACUAGAGCUGAAAUUAAUGAAUAUUUUCAUUAUCAAUGAAUCAUUUUAGUCAAUAAACAUCAGAAAACUGAGAGAAACGUCCAUGUUGUUGUUCUGUCGGACCAAGAACCCACAAUAUUAAAUGUGUUCUAAAGGAAGGAACCCAGACAUGCUGUAAAUUCUUUUUUUUUAAACUUAGAAGUGACUUAUAAAGUCCUGUUAAAGAACUCAUUUUUGCUGAAGUUCUUUAGAGUGCCACUGAUGAUGCAUAAUGGAACCUUUUGUUGAGGGUUCUUUGAGGGUUCUUCAAAGAACUAUUUGACAUAAAGGCAUUUUGUGGAACUGAAAACGGUUCCUCUAUGGCAUCACUGAGAGCAACUAUUUUGGAUUCCAGUUAAAACCUUCAUUUAUUUUAGUUAUUAACCUCCUAGCAAGAUAUUCUUGAAAGAAACAUUUCUGUUGAUCAGCUGAAUCUUUGGCACCAUGGAAACACAAACCACACUGUUCUCCAGGAACUUUGAUCCUUGGGAACAUUCCCAAGGAUCAAAGUUUCUGCACUUCAGUUUGUCGACUUCAGUUCUUGGACUUUGAUCCCAGACUUUGGUUCUUGGAAUCCAGUUCUUAGACUUUGGUUUUUCAGACUUGAGUUCUUGGACUUAAGUUGCUGGACUUUAGUCCCAAAGAAUGUUCUUGGACUUUAGUUCCUAGACCUUGGUUCCUGUAAUUCAGCUCCAAAGAAUGUUCCUGGACUUUGGUUUCCAGACUUUAGUUCUUGGACUUUAGCUAAAAGGAAUGUUCUUGGACUUGAGUUCCUGGACUUCAGCUUUUAAGAUUGUUUCUGGGCUUUGGUUCUUGAAAUGUAGUUCUUGGACUUUGGUUCCCAGACUAGUUCUUGAACUUUAGCUAAAAGGAAUGUUCUUGGACUUUGGUUCCUGAAUCUACUUCUUGAACUUAUGUUGUUGGACUUUGGUUUUUCAGACUUUGGUUCUUGGACUUUAGUUCCUUGACCUUGGUUCCUGUAAUUCAGCUCUAAAGAAUGUUCAUGGACUUUGGUUCCCAGACUUUAGUUCUUGAACUCUAGCUCCAAAGAACGUUCUGAGACUUUGGUUCUUGGACUUUGGUUCUUGAAUGGUAAAGUUCCUCGGUUCCUCGCUCUCGUCUUGUUUUGGGUUGCUGCCUGCAGACUGAACUCGGGGCUAAAAUAAAAUCAGUUUGUUUCCAAUAAAUUCCUGUUCCAGCCACCGAUCACUGAUGAAUAAAUCAUCCAGAGGAAGGUUCAGUUUUACUGUCUGAUCGAUUGAUUAUUGACUGAUCAAUUGAUUAUUGACUGAUCGAUCGCUGGUCCUGCGUCAACGUCUCUGAAGAUCUUUGUUUGGUGACUCUCACUCUGUGUGUAAAAGCAGAACCACUUCCUGUCUGUUGAAGCGUCUCUAUUUAAACUCAGCUCUCCUGUCAUCACUGAUUAUUGAUUAUUGAUUAUUACCAUGUGCAUGAAAGAAGUGGAAGGUCUUCUUCUUCUUCUUCUCCUUGUUUUCUGGAAGAAAUGGGCUGUUUAAUAGAACAUGGAACACUCAGACCCUCCUCUUCCUCCUCAUCCUCGUCUUCCUCCUGAAGGAGGUUAAAGAGGAUCAAUGUCCAGAAGCUCCUCGUCCUCGUCGUGUUUGUUCUUCGUUGGUUUUCAACUCUGAUGCAUGUUCUUAACUUAUUCUGUCAUUUUCAAAUAAAACAAAGAAACAC
Amphiprion ocellaris (clown anemonefish) is the source of this 8161-nucleotide messenger RNA. It is a transcript of the gene foxa1, whose product is annotated as forkhead box A1. Gene Ontology annotation, molecular function: protein domain specific binding; transcription factor binding; RNA polymerase II cis-regulatory region sequence-specific DNA binding. The coding region runs from base 140 to 1354 and encodes 404 amino acids. NCBI's taxonomy places the organism in Eukaryota, Metazoa, Chordata, Actinopteri, Pomacentridae. The record is from RefSeq and is a predicted model, not a curated record. The transcript has 2 exons. Gene Ontology annotation, biological process: cell differentiation; regulation of transcription by RNA polymerase II; anatomical structure morphogenesis.